CUGGAACUGAAAAGAAUUCAUUGAGAACCCUUGAAGGUUAACUUUUAAUUUAAUUGUCCACACCUGCACCAUGGCACAGGUUCAAACGUCAAAUUUGGACGGUUUACCAAUACAGUUUGUCGCUGCGAUGCGGACCCUUUUUGAUAUAAUGGAUGACCAAAACAGUGGGUUUGUUAAAUAUGCAGAUAUCGAGGGUCGUUGGCAGGACGAUGGUACGCAAGGUUUACCAAAGGGAGUCCUCGACAGUUUAAAGAAAGUCACCCCCCCAAAUGGACUGUUAUCUUUUGAAAGGUUCUGUACAGGCUUGAACAUGUGUCUACUGCAGAUUCAAGCUGAGACAGAUUCAAAGAAACAAGAGGGACAGCCUAAUCGUCCUCCGUCAGCUCCGAUCCUAAUUACAGACAAUCAGAACAAGCCAUCUUGGACGUCACCCAACACUGCUGCGAUACGGCCUAAUAAUGCCAUAUCUCAGCAGCGUACGUCCAGUAUGCCACAGCUUUUAGGUGGACGCAAAGAAGUUGCUCAAUUAGAGUCAGAAGUAAGAAUUUGUACGGGGUCAAAACUACCUAAAACGUAUGGCCCUCCAAAACCACCCAGAACAAAUUUGGAGGGGCGUGCUCCCAGUUUAGAUAGGAAUUUUGAUAAAUCAGAGAUUCGUACGGUACUGCAAAAUUGGCAAAUGGGCAUGAUGGGAGAUGAUAAGGAUAAAAGGCAAUUAACGGCAGGAAAUUAUCGCACUGACUCGAGAACUUUGGUGAGACCCACGAGAGCUUUAGGUGACGGCAAGGCAGUCGAGUCACAAAACAAUCAAAUUGGUCUGCAACCGAAGAAGGUUGUAGGUCGACGCAGAGAACCAAGACGUCACACGUUGCAGAACGGUAUAGACUAUAAUAUGAUGAAGAGAAUGAAGCAAAUCGAGCAGGAGAAAGAUGUAUUGCUUCAAGGCUUAGCUGCUGUCGACAAGGCUAGGGAAUGGUACUUAAAGCAAAUCUCUUCGACUCAAGAAAAAAUAAAACAUCUAGGACGAAUGGGUUCACACGUGGAACAAUGGACAGAAGCUCAACAGGAGCGUUUGGAACUACAAAGGGCUCGGGUCCUCGAAGUUAAUCGACACUUGGCUACCUUGAUAAGUAGUUGGGAACGAGGAGGUCUUCCACUUCACAUGAAUCUCGCUGUUCUCAGCACACCAGUGUCCACUCAGUUACACCAAGACAUGUUAUCUCGUCUUAAACAACAAAACCAUAGGUUGACCGAGGAAGUGAGUAAAAAAAGUCAGAGAAUUGCUCUAUUGGAACAAGAGAAAGACAGCCUUGUGAGGGAAUUAUACAAUAGACAGCCAGGACUGGUGCAGACUCGAAGAACAGCGAUGGUUCAUGAGCAACAUGAUCAAACGUUCAUGUAAGAAUAUAGCACCAGGGGGAUCCAAUUCAAUCAGCCCGAUUCUACAAGAAAUGAGGUAACGAAAGUUAAUCAGCGCAUCAACGCGUUCUGUAUUUAUUAUUCCGUUCAUUGUUAUCCAAGUAAUAUAGGUGAUUGCAUAUUUUAUAACUGUAUAGUAUUUCGAUAUAGUUACGGAACUGAAGGAACGAUAAUUAUGUUAGAGAUCUUUAAAGGAGCGCGAUACUUUUAGAUAAUUUACCCACAGUGACGCGUAUAGACUCCUCGUAAUUAAUUAAAUGCAAGAUAUUUAUUCCCGGACGGAAGACGAUACCGUCACAGGGCGUAUUUUCUAUCCAAAUGUUUCAGAUGUUUUAUAGAUAAUUUUUAUUCCAUAGUAUAUAUAAUUUUUCCUCCACGUAGGAGGAAAUACUAGGUGAUCGAUCGAAACUGCCGUUCGAAAAGAAAGUGCCAUCGGCGUUCACUGUUGAUUUCUCAUAUCUGUAAUUUGUUUUAAUAAAUUCCACCGCCUUGACAUUAUCAA
Messenger RNA from Orussus abietinus, 1921 nucleotides. RefSeq names its product suppressor APC domain-containing protein 2. Lineage: Eukaryota; Metazoa; Arthropoda; Insecta; Hymenoptera; Orussidae. Bases 71 to 1402 code for a protein of 443 amino acids. The record is from RefSeq and is a predicted model, not a curated record. The transcript is spliced from 5 exons.